AUGGCAGCAAAGGGAGCUGGCAUGGCAAACAAAGGCCCAUCCUACGGCAUGAGCCGACAGGUUCAGGAUAAGAUCGAGAGCAAGUAUGACCAGGAAUUGGAGCAGAUUCUGGUGGAGUGGAUCAGCCGCCAGUGUGGCUCUGGCGUUGGAAGGCCAGAGUCAGGCAAAACUGGAUUCCAGGCCUGGCUGAAAGACGGAUGUGUCCUGAGUGAACUAAUAAACAGUCUUUUUACUGGAGACAAACCUGUGAAGAAGAUCCAGACCUCAACCAUGGCCUUCAAACAGAUGGAGCAGAUCUCUCAGUUCCUCAGUGCUGCUGAGAAAUAUGGUGUCACAAAGACUGACAUGUUCCAAACUGUGGACCUCUGGGAAGGUAAGGAUCUGGCAGCAGUGCAGAGGACCCUGUCAGCUCUUGGCAGCUUGGCCGUCACCAAGGAUGAGGGCACGUACCAGGGUGAUCCAAACUGGUUUUUCAAGAAAGCACAGGAGAACAAGCGAGAAUUUUCAGAUGAUCAGAUGAAGGCGGGCAAAAAUGUGAUUGGACUCCAGAUGGGGUCAAACAAGGGAGCCAGUCAAGAAGGGAUGAGCUAUGGAAGACCGAGACAAAUCCUGUAA
Messenger RNA from Nerophis lumbriciformis (worm pipefish), 615 nucleotides. NCBI's taxonomy places the organism in Eukaryota, Metazoa, Chordata, Actinopteri, Syngnathiformes, Syngnathidae. The record is from RefSeq and is a predicted model, not a curated record.